AUGGCGGCACAGAAUCUCGUCCAGAGCUCACAGAAUCCGCCAGCACAGCCUGCGUAUAUCUUGAGAGGCCACUCGGCGCAAGUGCAUGCUGUGAAUUUUCUACGCGACAAUACGCGGCUUCUGACUGGAGACGCAGAUGGCUGGGUAGUGCUGUGGAGUACAUCGACCAAACGAGCAACUGCCGUCUGGAAAGCACAUUCGAAUGCCAUUCUCGGUCUGCGUGGUUGGGAACAUGACAAAAUCAUCACGCAUGGCCGUGACAAUAAGCUCCGAGUAUGGCAGCUGCGUGAAACGGACGAACCAAGUUUCUCCAAAAUUCUGCCUAUCGAGGACUCCAACUCCGACCGCAAGGAUCCAUGGUUGCUUCACACCUUGCAGGUGAAUGCGCUGAAUUUCUGCUCAUUUGCCAUGUGCCAUGCCAUGCCAGCCAGUGCGCAUCUGCCUUCACACGGAAUCUUCAUUGGUACACCGGGCGUUGAAGAUGGUCAUAUCAACGUCACAUCUCUUCCAGACGAAGACCGACUCGCCACGAUUCCGAACCCAAAGGAUGAGAGCACAGGCAUGGUUAUGAGCAUCGACCUAGCUUUCCACCCCGAGUCCAAGCAAUUGUUGAUUCUUGGUGGUUACGAAUCUGGACAUGCUUGCGUAUGGAGUCAGCAAGAUGGGAGAAGGCAGUGGCAGCUCACGUAUAUGCGAAAGGGGCAUACUCAACCCGUCCUUUCUCUGGAUAUUGCCCUGGAUCACAAGUGCUUCUUCACGUCUUCAGCCGAUGCCAUCAUUGGUCGUCACCCUCUGAACGAUGGAGACGAGAAUCUUCCAGCCAAGACCGUCCAAACCAAGCACGCAGGACAACAAGGCCUUACAGUCCGCAAUGACGGAAAGAUUUUUGCCACGGCCGGAUGGGAUUCGCGCAUCAGAGUCUACUCGGUACGAACUAUGAAGGAGCUUGCGGUCUUGAAGUGGCACAAAGAGGGAUGCUACGCGAUAUCUUUUGCAAAAGUCGCCAAGUCGGCUGCUGAAUCCGCAACGCUUGGUAUGCGUCAGAAGGACGACCAAGAAAUCUCGGACAUGACCAUUGCACAGCAGCGUGAAUACAAUGCGAGGACGACGCACUGGCUAGCAGCCGGAAGCAAAGAUGGGAAAGUAUCACUGUGGGAUAUCUACUGA
Messenger RNA from Pseudocercospora fijiensis CIRAD86, 1167 nucleotides. RefSeq lists its product as uncharacterized. The transcript has a single exon. The coding region runs from base 1 to 1167 and encodes 388 amino acids. The record is from RefSeq and is a predicted model, not a curated record. Gene Ontology annotation, molecular function: protein binding. NCBI's taxonomy places the organism in Eukaryota, Fungi, Ascomycota, Dothideomycetes, Mycosphaerellales, Mycosphaerellaceae.